GUGUCAUGUAUUGGCGUUAAUUCACUAUGCGACACUGACGUCCUUCGGUAAUAUUCGCUUUUGAACUCUAAAAGCAAUCCGUGGAGACAGUAGGCAGAUGUGGACAGGUGUUCACAUUCACCAAUUCGUGUGUUUGAAUACUUAGAACCAAGUCAAAGCGAAAUCAUUCCGUUGUCCUUGGAAAUGAGGCUACCAGAAAAACCCCAAAUCGGCCGAUUAGGCUGGGAAGUUAAGAAAACACUCCGGAAGAAGCCAAUUGCGAAUUACUUCCGUACUAUUACCAAGACAAACGUACUGACACGUCCAUACAGCCGCCAGUAGAGUCAUUGAAAGGAGCUUUAACUUUACGCAUGCGCAAAGAGACGCCUCAGCAGUAGCUGCAGUUACCAAAAAGUAAAGCUUCAAGAAAGUGGGCGGGCAAAAACAACCAGGAUUGAGUCACGCCUCUCAGCACCAACGUCAGUUUUCUGCGCAAGCGUACUGACAAAGGGGGUUAAUGCGGCCGGAACGGAUGUUUAUCCUGAGCUUGCGGUGAGAGUCCUUCCGCGAUUCUGAUUGGCCUUUCUGGCAAUUGUGCAUGCCAGGAAGAUGUAGAAGCGACCAAUAGGAAGUCCAAAGGGAAGGGCUACGGGGGUUGCCUGGCUGCCGGUAGCUGCAGCCAUUUUUGCUGCGGGGAGUGGGGGGGGGGGAAGGCUCUUACAUAUGAAGCCCAGCAGCCGUCGGCAGGAGUACUACAGAUCAGGCGGCGAUCAUGUUGCGGCUGCGUUGUAAAGCGCGGAGUGGGUCCUUUCCGCUUCCCGGCCUCACGGCACAUUCCCGUCUACACGAACUCCAGGCCGUGAUUGCUGCCUUCACCGGUGUCCCCAUCCAGGCCCAGCGCCUCCUGCUCGGCUUUCCCCCCUCGUGCCUCGACCUCAGUGAUGGAGAGCAACGCCUCGGAGAGCUGGGCAUUCAUUCGGGUGAUACUCUAAUAGUUGAAGAAGAUGCAACCAAGCCCAAGAGUGAUUCAUCUAUAGUUACAAAGCGGACUGUUUCUAAUUCAGUUAGAGAAGCUGUACCUGUGCUUGCCCGAAAGGUUGUUCCAGCUGACAACUCGUGUCUUUUUACCAGCAUAUAUUAUGUAGUAGAAGGUGGGGUUUAUGAACCAGGCUGUGCCCCAGAAAUGAGAAAUCUCAUUGCCCAAAUUGUAGCAAGUGACUUGGAAUCCUAUAGUGAGGCAGUCCUAGGAAAAAAUAAUCAGGAAUACUGUGACUGGAUCAAAAGAGAAGAUACAUGGGGAGGAGCAAUUGAGGUUUCUAUUUUGUCUAAAUUCUACCAGUGUGAAAUUUGUGUAGUUGAUACCCAGACAGUCAGAAUUGAUCGUUUUGGGGAAGAUGCUGGCUAUGCUAAACGGGUGCUUUUAAUUUAUGAUGGUAUUCACUAUGAUCCACUUGAGCGUAAAAUCCCCAACACAGACAUUCCUCCCCAGACAAUUUUUUCCGCAACCGACGAUGUUGUCCUUGCACAGGCUUUGGAAUUAGCAGACGAAGCCAGAAGAAAAAGACAGUUUACUGAUGUAAAUCGGUUUACAUUGAGAUGUAUGGUUUGCCAGAAAGGAUUAACAGGGCAAAUGGAAGCCAGAGAACAUGCCAAGGAGACGGGACACACCAAUUUUGGAGAAGUGUGAAUUUUCUAUGAGGUUGGUCAUGUUUACUACCUCACUGAUCCAGAAUGAGCCAUCAGGUUUUUAAAUAAGCUAUAUGUAAUGUUACAGAUUCACUCAGAAAGCCCUAAAUUUAAUUAUGGCUGAUAUGCACAGGGUUGCAGUUGAUAGUGUAAAAUGUUUACAAGAGUGCAUACAGUGGUGUCAUAUUUUCCAAGGAUCUUGGAGUAUUCUUUUGCACAACUAAGAACUAGAGAUAGCAACUGAUACUAACAGGUGUAUCAACUCUUGAAAAAAAAUCUGAGCAUCUGCUGAAGAAAUUCCUCUAACACAGCUGAAUAUAUGCAUUGCUGUAGCUAGCUAGGCCUGCAUCAAGGACUUUAGAUCACUGAUGAAAUAAAAAUCUCAGCUCCUUACUGGAUUUUUGAUUGUGGAAUCUAUGAAAUAGUUAAGCUGGUUUCAUUCAUAUCUGGUAAAAAUACCUGCAUCUCAGUUUUGUUCAUGUGAAAUGUGUAUGUUUUUGUAACUUAAAGCAGUAAUUCCAAAGCUAUUUUAUUUGAAAUUGCUGAUUUAGAAAACUAUGCGUGUAAAAAUAAGGAAUGCGAGUUAUAUCUUCAGCAGUCUUAGAAAGUGAAGCUACUAAUAAGUUUGGAUAAUUCCAUAGUGCCUAAUGUAUCAGUAUACAUUAAUUAUAUUUUUAAAAGGUAUAAUCUGUUGGGGUGUUAAUAUGAAUAAAUAGGGCCUUUAAAACUAACAAACUCAGCAAUAUGAAUCAGAUAAAUAAUAUACUGCAGUUAUAAUAUUUCAGGGGGAGGCUGUUUCAUGACAUCAGAUUGUUUAAUUUAAUGUUAAAUCUUAGGGGCAGAGUGGUAAGUUUCCAAAUUAUCCUUUUGUAAGUAUGACACUGUCCCUGAUAAUUGUCAAAUUAUUCCCCUUAAAAGCAGUAUAUUUAUCAUAGAACAUGGGUAUCAAACUCUCCGCCUCAUAUAACAUGUUGCAAUGUAUCACAACUUUUUUUGCAUUGCCGGAGCUGGGGUGGACGCGGCCUCAGCAUGAUGCAACUGGCCCACCGGCCGGCAGUUUGACACCCCUGUCAUAGAAGAAAACAUGAAGUGUUAAAGUUUUGGACCUAAUUUGUGAGCUGAUAGUCAAUGUGAAAAUGCACUUUUUAAUCAGUUCAGAGAUCUGAAGUGAAUCGAGUGAUUUACAUAUUCUUUCUUGUAACUGACAAAAUCUGGCAUGCUAUACUUAAGGUGUUUUAGAUUUUUUCCAGUGACUUGUAAACUAACAGUACAAUUUUUUUGUAUUUGAAUCAGAUACUUUGAGUUAGUAUAUACUGAAGUGAAAAUUCUCAAUCUGGAAACAUCAAAGAGAUCUGCAAUCACUCAUUUCCCCAUAUAUGAUGGGUUAAAUAAUGUUAACUAAAGAUAAUUGUAGGUCUUAAAUGGAAAACAAUAAUUACUAAAUUAUAUGUUGAUUUUAAGUUAAUAAGACAUGAAAGGUGAUAUCCUAUGCACAUCUGCUCAGAAGUAAACCCAAAGUAGUGGACUCCCAGGAAAGUCAGUUACAACUACACUAGCUAGUUUAGAGAUAUUAAGGAUAACUCAGUUAAUACUAAUAAAGUGGUACUUUUGCCAAAAGCCUUAAAAAAAACAACUGCAAUUGUACUUGCUACAGUAUAGGAAAAUGUUACCAAACUCACUACUGCAUGCUUUUAUUGGCCAAAAAGACUAUUAGACAAGAAUAUUUAUUUAAAGUUCCUCUUUAAAUAACAGAAUCAAAACUAUAGGAAAUAAAAUUAUUUUACAAUUAAUAUUGGUACUGAUCUCUUUAAAGUCUAAAAUCAGGUUAGUUGACCUUAAAAUCCUGUACAUAUAUACUUAGACAUAAAUAAACACUGGAGAUUGUUUCUAUCAGAGACAUGUACACACACACAAAUACAUACAACCCUAUUCAAGAAUUUUUUUACAGCACGAUUGCCAAAUAUGGUUUGAAAAAUAGAGUAUACAAAACAUGGAAGUGUAAUAUAUUAAGCAUUUAAUCUGUAACCAUAUAUCUACAUUUACUUGGAAAAACAUUAAAAUUAGACAUUUAGAUAACUGAAGAAAAGAUGUAUUACGACACUUGAAUAUAUUAAUAUAAUAAGGCCUUUAAACCUUGUGGUUUGGGAGGAGGAAUCAUAUUUGUUCACAGAUGGAGAUUGCAGUUAAACCUAGAGACUGUAUUAAUCUCAUCUUGUUUCCUUUAGAAUUGAUUAAAUGCACCUAUCAAAGGUGAUGAGAAACUGACCUGUUUAUAUUCCAUUUAAGUAAAGGUGCUAAGUGAAAGUUA
Messenger RNA from Crotalus tigris (Tiger rattlesnake), 3973 nucleotides. It is a transcript of the gene YOD1, whose product is annotated as YOD1 deubiquitinase. Gene Ontology annotation, biological process: endoplasmic reticulum unfolded protein response; protein deubiquitination. Lineage: Eukaryota; Metazoa; Chordata; Lepidosauria; Squamata; Viperidae. Bases 752 to 1666 code for a protein of 304 amino acids. The transcript is spliced from 2 exons. The record is from RefSeq and is a predicted model, not a curated record. Gene Ontology annotation, cellular component: cytosol; nucleus. Gene Ontology annotation, molecular function: cysteine-type deubiquitinase activity.